Lolium perenne is the source of this 1316-nucleotide messenger RNA. RefSeq names its product adenylyl-sulfate kinase 3. The record is from RefSeq and is a predicted model, not a curated record. Gene Ontology annotation, molecular function: adenylylsulfate kinase activity; ATP binding. Gene Ontology annotation, biological process: sulfate assimilation. NCBI's taxonomy places the organism in Eukaryota, Viridiplantae, Streptophyta, Magnoliopsida, Poales, Poaceae.
CAUUCAGCGCAAAAAACAAACAUAGUUCCUCAGAUUCCGCCGCUAAAAAUAGCAAAAGUGAUCGCACUGCUGAUGCAACGCAUCUGCCCGCAAAAAAACAAGACAAAAGCCCCGCCCCGGCGUGACGCGUGACCAUCACUCCUCACCCAUGGAGGCAGCAGCACGAGCAGGAGCACCGCGUGCCACUCGCUGCCUCCCCGCCUCCACCGCAGCCCCGCAACAGUGGUGCCCGCGUUCUUCUUCCAGCGGUGGAGAUCGCGCCCGGAGCCCAGCGAAUCUAGGGUUGCUGCUCCGCCCCCGCCUCCGCCUCGCGCCCUCCUCCGCGACCAGGAUAACGGGCGGGGGACUGCCGCCGGUCCGAAACCGGGGCUCCCGCGUCGAAUGCGCCGGCGGCCGGUCCAGCGCGGAGCACGUCGGGGUCAGCCUAGUUGGUGAGGACAGAGUCUUGGAGAUGUCGUCCACCGUGCCCAAGUCAGCUAAUAUCUUCUGGCAUGACUGCCCGGUGGGCAUGACUGAUCGGCAAAAGCUACUGAAGCAGAAGGGCUGCGUUGUUUGGAUUACAGGCCUUAGCGGUUCAGGUAAAAGUACCUUGGCUUGCACACUAGGGCGAGAGCUUCAUACAAGAGGGAAGCUUGCUUAUGUUCUUGAUGGCGAUAACUUAAGACAUGGUCUUAACAAGGAUCUUGGGUUCGCAGCUGAGGAUCGUGCUGAAAAUAUACGCAGAGUUGGUGAAGUAGCAAAGCUAUUUGCAGAUGCAGGUCUAGUGUGUAUUGCUAGUUUUAUAUCUCCGUACAGGAGAGACCGAGAGUCUUGUCGUGCAUUAUUGUCAGACGGUAGUUUUAUUGAGGUUUUCUUGAACAUGUCCUUGGAAUUGUGUGAAGCAAGGGACCCAAAGGGCCUUUAUAAGCUCGCUCGUGCAGGAAAAAUAAAGGGUUUUACUGGUAUUGAUGACCCUUAUGAAGCACCGUUGAAUUGUGAGAUUGAGAUCAAGGAAGUGGAUGGCGUAUGUCCUUCACCCUCUGACAUGGCAGAACAGGUGGUAACUUAUCUUGAGGAGAAAGGCUUUCUGCACGAGUAGACGGAAAUGGUCACCCAUGGGGCCGUUGUCGUGCUGGAGAGUAUUUGCACUAGAUUAGCGCAGAAUAAGUCAAGCGCGAGUAGGUUCCUCUGUACUUGUUUCGAUUGAUUGCGUGCGUUGAUCUGCUACCCAUAUGUAGUUCCGCUCCUCUCCUUUUUUCUCGUUGCUGCAAACAGGAAAAUGUCCUGUGCAAUGACAGAGUAGUAAUAUAUAUGAUCCUAGUUUAUUUGGCAUGUAA